AUGGCACAAGAGUUGCGAAGUGAUGUUAUCCAUCGCGUUCUUGAUGAAUCGAAAUUCGUUCCAGAAUGCCAAGAUAGCAUUGAAAAAUCAUGUGGGUGUGUUAAAUACAUUGAGUCUAACUCAGAAUUGACAGAUGCAGAAAAGGAAAGAGCAAAACUUCUCAUUUAUAUGAAUAAGGAUAUAGAAAAUUUGAUACGAAUCAAAGGUUCUACGUAUCCUUGUAAAGUAUGUAACAAAUCCGGCUAUACGAUGCUAAACUGCGAGCAUUGCAUGCGGUCAUGUCUAAAAAGACAAUUUUCUAAUUGGACCUCGGGAAAUGAUAUAAUUGACAAAAUGAUUCAAGAUGCACAAAUGACCUUACCAACUCCGCGCGGGUUUACUGAAUGGAUACCAUUUUCAGACUUUGAACAAGUGGCAUAUAAGACACGUGGCGGUUUCGGGGAAAUUUUUACAGCAAUUUGGAUGAAAGGGUAUGCAAAAGCAUUCGACCAAGAGAAACAGGAAUAUAUUCGAAGCGGCCCUUUUAAAGUCAUUUUGAAGGUAUUAAGUAAAUCCAAUAAACCAAAUGAGAAUUUUUUGAAGGAGCUACAAACGCAUCUGACAUUGACUUCAAAUGCCAAUAUGAUUGUACCCUGUUUGGGAGUGUCAAGACGUCCCGAAUCGGAUGAUUAUAUUCUCGUCUUAAAAGAAAUGAAAUACGAUUUGCGUAGUUAUAUUCAAGAGAAUUUUAAGACAUUAACAUGGCAGGAUCUGUAUCAUGUGUUUCGUUAUAUUUGCAACACUUUAAGAAGAUUCCACCAAGCAAAUAUUGUCCAUCGAGAUUUGCAUAGUGGAAAUGUAUUAAAGCGUUUUGGCGGUUGGUAUAUUGCCGAUCUUGGCCUUUGCGGUCCAGCGGAUAAAACAGAAAAAGAUGUUUUUGGUAUUUUGCCAUAUAUAGCGCCAGAAGUACUUCGUGAUAAUAAAUAUACCCCUGAAGCAGAUAUUUAUAGCGUUGGGAUGUUAAUGUACGAAUGCUGCACUGGAAAGCUGCCUUUCUAUGAUUACAAUUGCGAUAACGUGCUGGCGAUCUGUGCCGGGAUGCGGCCGCCCAUUCCUGAGGGUCUUCCCGAAUCGUAUGUAAAAAUGAUGAAGCGAUGUUGGGCUGACAAUCCAUCUAUGCGUCCUACCGCGGUUGAGGCCUGGGAAUUUUUCGGACAGCAAAUUCAAAAGCUUGAACCUAUGGAAUUGGUAUUCAAAGAUCCAAUAUAUAUAUCAGAUCGCCCACUUAGUCGUGUUUAUCAGUUUAGUAACCUACUAAAUUCACGCGAAGAUUACGAUUUUAAUAUAAAUUUGGAUGAAAUUAACGGGAAUGAAAGCUUUUCAAGUUUCUUUCAAGAAAGUCUACAAAUUCAUGACGAAAGCAUUCCAGUAAAAUAA
Ambispora leptoticha is the source of this 1416-nucleotide messenger RNA. Lineage: Eukaryota; Fungi; Glomeromycota; Glomeromycetes; Archaeosporales; Ambisporaceae. The record is from the annotation of a GenBank genome assembly.